Messenger RNA from Magallana angulata, 5160 nucleotides. RefSeq names its product rho family-interacting cell polarization regulator 2-like. Bases 1400 to 4147 code for a protein of 915 amino acids. The transcript is spliced from 22 exons. The record is from RefSeq and is a predicted model, not a curated record. NCBI's taxonomy places the organism in Eukaryota, Metazoa, Mollusca, Bivalvia, Ostreida, Ostreidae.
AACUGAAAAAAAAGGAAAAUCAUGUCUGUGAUUUCCUGUUGUGAAUUCAUGUGUGUGCGGAUCUUGGAUCCUCCACAUUCUUAAUUGCAUCGACCUGGUAACUUGAUCUCCCAUAACCAUCAUGACACGGGCCUGUUGAUGUCCCAUUAAUCUUCAGCUUAGUUUUAACUCGGCUGAGGUGAAAUUAGGGGCAUCGUCAGUGUUUCUAAAAGUAUUGAACUCUCCACAACUGAUAUCUACUAAUAGAUCAAUGGUGCAUUCUGUAAUGAUCUCCCAUCAUAUAUUUAUUGUCCACUGGGUCACAUGCCUUUAUCAAGUUGGUCAUAACCAAGCAUUAUAUCUUUCCUUGUUCUUUGUUGUCCUACUAAAACUGGGAAAUCCCUUAGGUAGCCCAACGUUUUAUCCAACAGCUAGCUAGCUAGCUACAGUCAGACUGCAUGCCUGUCAGAAAAUCCAAUUUUAUUAAAAAAUUAUUGUUUGUGAAUAGCAUCAAACUUCAGCACCAGACAUGUGACAGGAACUGUAUCCGAUAACUCCAUGGCUCUGUACAGUAGUGUUUUUAUAUAGAGAUCUGGGAGGAACUGUCACAAGUUUAUUACUGCUAUAGGCUAAUAUAACUAACUCGUUGAUGCCCCCUGUUGUAAAACCAUUGCAAGGCUGGCAUGUUUUUCCUCCAUGCUCUAUAGACUGUUUUAGCCAUCGGAAGUGAUCAAUUUGGAAGUUGAGUAGUGUUUCUUGAUAGUUCCACUGAAUUGGCUGUUUUCAUAAUGGAUUACGACUCCAGUGUAUAGACAUAUGUAAUGUGUGAACUACCACGUCGUGUACAGUAAAGUCGUUAGUUUUAUACAGUGAAGUCGUUAGUUUUUAAUGAGCCACGUGGAAAAAGCAGAGUAAAAAAUCUUUGCUCUCAUUGCAGCCUCACAGCUGCUGAAAUGAUAUUUCUGAUCGUGGAUGGUGAUUGUUUUUAACUGUGACUGAAUAUAAUGGGAUUUUAAUUACAAAUCUGAUUUAUCCUUUAAGCUGGUUAGUACUAAUAACAUGAAGCAGAGUAGACCAAGAUAACAUGAAUAUUGAUUGUUGAUAUACAAGGGAGAGAGAGAUAUAUAGAAAGAGACUGUCGGUCACGCCUUCUACACAAGAUGGGAACAAUGGCAGAUUAAAAUUUUUGUUUUACCUGUGUAAUUGUUUAUCUCCAGGAUCAAUCAUAGUUUACAUAGCGCUAAAAGGAUAGCCAUUUAUCGAACUAACUGAUGUUAGUCACGACCAUAGCUAAUCAGAAGUUCCAGUGACCAGAAAAGAUCCCUUCCAGUUGGAUAACCAUGUUCAAUUGGAGCACGUCAGAUAUAACAGCAAGUCUACCCCUGUCCUGAGAAGUCACUCGUUUGGGGGCAGUCUAGCCAUGAAGGCCCACCAUGACGUCCAGCACACUCCCUCGGGGGCCCCAGUUCUGGGGGAGACACUCCGGGCCCGGGGACAUUGGACCCUCCAUAAAAACUCCCCCACCUCUAAGUCCAGCACUAGCCUCAGUUUCAAGAAGUCCCCAAAGAUGCCGAAAGUCCCAAGGCCCAAUAGAACCCUUCUGAUGUUUAAUAGCGUCAAAAAUGGAAUUAGAGAUUUUAUCCAGGCCACCAGGGAUGAUAUUGAGGCUCUACAUUCCAGGACUGUUGACCAAACUACCACCUCACAAGGAAGAUUGCUGGAAACAGACAAGCAAAUUAAAUCUGCUGAGAGAUACCUAAAGAGAUUAGAAUUUCAUCUGGCAAAGAUUGAGGAACUCCAUGACAAUUAUAUUGUACAGCAACAAAUGAGAGAAGGUACUAGAACCUUGCAGCGAGCCUUCAUAGUAUCUCCCCAUCGCAAGAAAGACUCGAUGGAGAGAGUUCGAUACGGACUGAAGGAAUGCUCCCAGACAAUGUGCUCCAUCGAGGCACAGCUGGAGGCUAUGAUGGGAACUUUCUCAUGUAAACUAAAAGGAAUGGCUGGAUUUGCCAGAUUGUGUCCAGGAGAUGUGUUUGAAAUUGUUGUCAAACAUGGCCACCAGAAGUGGAAAUCUAAAGGCAGGAUAGAAAAGAAUGGAACCCAGAGAUGGGACCAUCCAGAUUUCAAAUUCAAGGCAGUCAUUGGAGAUGUUUUCAACAUUAAGGGCAUUGAGCUAAGGAUGCUGAAGUCGGUGACUCUGGGGCAGAAGAAGUGUGAGACCAAGGAGUUGUUUUCGGCCAACCCCCAGCUGAUGACCGUCAGCAUCAACACCAACGGCUCCCUCAAACUCAGUGUCAUCAUCAUCUGGAAUCCUCUGGAUGGGGUGGAGGAGACUAUGCCAUACUUCGAUGUCCCCCUCCGACAGCCCAGCACCCCCAGGAGGCGACCAGUAUCAGUAAUGGCUCUCAAUGGAGAACUGAGCCAGAGUGAUUUUCUGGGAGCAGAGAGAAGAUACUCCAAUCCCAUCAGUAUGACACAAACAAAAGACGAUAAUUUCAUUCUGAGAGCCUCGGCUCCCCCUAGUGUACACCCAUCACCUCAUCAUUAUGGACACCAUUUAUCCAGCCAAUCAAACGCCAUGUACUUGCCCAGUGGUGCUUCCCCCCAGUUCAGAAACGCUCACUCUCCCCCCGUGACGUCUAGAUUUGUGGAUCCUCGUCAACAGAUACCUCAGAGAUAUACUGUGUCACAACCAAACUUGAACUCAGGGGCAGGGACCUCCCCCACCCCUAACAGAAUUACACACUUUCUGUCCAGUGGUUCUAGCGAUACUUACGGAAAUAUGCACUUUAAUGUGGCCAUGGGACAUGGCAUAACCUUGACUAAGGACGAGCCUGUGCACAUUGAGGAUGCAUUGAACAGUUUAAGUGCUAGUCUAGAGGAUUAUCACGGACAGUACCGAGAACUGGAGAAGUUGGAGGAUGUGGUGGUCGUGUUGGAGCAGGUUCUAAGAAAGGAAUCUAGAUGUAGUUCUCGGUCAGGCAGUAUAUGUGUGUCUGUUCGGGAUGCCCUCGGUGCUUUUGAUUUCUUGGAUACUGAGGAGACAGAAGAAGGAGGGGAGACAAAUCAAGAAUCUACAAUUUUCGACCAUGUGAUGUCAAGUCCUGAAUCAACGGCUAAGACUGCUGAUUCUGGCAUUGAAUCACUGGCUAAGCGGUUGUCAGAGGAUGUCAAUCUAGGAUCCAGUGAGGGUUCAAGUCCUCUUCCCCCCAGCACUGGAAACGAACAGGUGGAUCAGGCUCUUGUGUUCCACUUGGUGUACUGUGAACGGCUGCUGGAGAGCUUAGGAAGUUUUGGACCAUUAAAAUGCAGAGAAAUUUAUGCACUAGACAGACUACAAAAACAAGCAGAUAUUAUUGAACACCUUAUAAAGAUUUCACAGUCCUCAGAAUUGGAUCUCCAUGCCAUUAUGACAGAGCUGAGUGAGGACAAAAGUUUACGAGAGUUCUGGGUGAGAUGUACAGACACCAAUGUCCUCUACAUACACCCAGAGAAACUUGUCACUGCUUUUGAACAAAAGUAUGGAGCUCAGCUACAGAGUAAAUACAGCAGGGAUCCAAAGAAAGUUUUAAGACACCUGGUGAUGAGAAUUCUAGAUGUCCCAAGCUAUGAUCCUGAAAAGGUCAAGGCUACCUGUGUGGUCACGCUUCACCAAUUCCUGCAGUAUUUCAAGGACGAGGGAGGCUUACAGAAUGUAGAUGCUGUAGCAGCUGAAUUGCAAUUGAUAGAGAGGUUGUGUUCCGGGAAAUCUGAGAGUAUAAUCAAAUGUGUGAUGUCCCUGAAAGACACGCUACCCCCCUCCCCCUGCCUCAAGGUGAUGGGGGCUCUCCUGGUCAGUGGCAGCAAUGAUGUAGCCAAGACAAUUGAGUCCUUUUUAGAAACUCUGGCAAAAAAGAAAGAUCUUCGGGAUAAGGCUCUGCUAGUGUUUGUUGAGGGACUAGAAGACAAAACCCCUGAGAUAAGGGCAGGUGCUUGUGAGGCACUGGGCAAGUUAGAGGCAUUGGAGAGCAUCGACAGACUGUCCUAUCUUUGCCAGACUGAUACCUCAACUGUUGUUAGGGUCAGGUCAAAGCAAGCCCUCUUCUCUUUCGGUGAAGUUGGUAGACAAGCAUUUGAGGAGAUUCAACUAUCUACCCAUGGUUUCCAAGGACUUCAGGUCAGGAAGUAGGAUGUUGGGUGCCAGAGCUUUGUUCCGUCGGUUGUGUGCAAAGUGAACAAAACAAAAAAACUGGAGAAAGUGCGUUUCUGGGUUGCAGAAAUGUUUUAUUUUUAUUGUUUUUUCAAAAUACCAAUCUAUUUAUAUGCAUGGUGACAAAGACAAGGAUAUCAGAAGCUGAAUCCAUUGAGAUUGAUACCACAUAUAUAGUUUUUUAUUUUGACAACCAUUCCAGAUAUAUAAAUAUAGAUACGAUGUGUAUAAAUGUUAACAAAAUAAAAUCAUCACUUGUAUUUGCAAAUUCAUUUACAGUUAUGUACAAAAGUGUGUGCCUUUGUUUUCUGUGUGUACAAAAUGUCAAAACUUGAAGCAUUUUUUGCUAAGUGCCUGUAGACUGACCACAAGUUCUGAUUGGUGUGCAAGACAGUAUAUCAUUGUUUCAGAUGAAAAUUGAUUGGAGUUUCAGCAUUACUCAUCAUUGAUAUUUAUAUGUCAGUAAGUUUUUAUUGUGCCAAAGUUGCCACAUGUAAACAUGCUUACAGUUAUUUUAAACAUGUACUGUAGUGGCAUUUUGUAACCAUGUAGAUAUAAUUUGUAUAUGUUUUACUACAAAAUUUUAUGAAAAAGCACAUGUAUCUAUACACAUUGACUUGGGUACAUGUUGAGCAAAACUUCUGUUCUUCCUUACCAAAGAUGAUUAAAUGGCCAUUUCUUAAAAAAUGAUAUUAUUACAUAUUUGUGCAAUAUUCCUUGAAUCAAAAGGUUUUUACAAAAAAAAAACUGCUUCCCCGUAAUGUUUGGUCAGAGUCGUGUAAAUGCUUGUUAACAUGGAUUUGACCUCAGUGAACAACCAUGUUUUUGUUUUUAUUGUACAGUUGUUUCCUCCUGUUUAUUUUGUGAGGGUAUGUGCUUAAGAAGAUCAUUAUGCUUGCAAACAGUUAUAUACAUAAGAAAGAUAUAUCAAUUGUUUAUGUUUAUCAUGUUAACCUAGUCAAAUUAUACACAAUAUACCACAGAAAAAUGAU